Helianthus annuus (common sunflower) is the source of this 550-nucleotide messenger RNA. RefSeq names its product 11 kDa late embryogenesis abundant protein-like. Lineage: Eukaryota; Viridiplantae; Streptophyta; Magnoliopsida; Asterales; Asteraceae. Gene Ontology annotation, biological process: embryo development ending in seed dormancy. Bases 75 to 389 code for a protein of 104 amino acids. The transcript is spliced from 2 exons. The record is from RefSeq and is a predicted model, not a curated record.
CUAACCAACUUAAUACUUCACUUAACCAUCCAGCAAACCGAUCAGAUCGACGAACCUUUUCAAAGUGAAACAAGAUGCAGUCAGGCAAAAAUGCAGCGGCGUCCGCCAAGGAGACCGCAGCGAACGUGGCGGCAUCCGCAAAAGCCGGUAUGGAAAAGACCAAAGCAAGUCUCCAAGAGAAGGGUGAAAAGAUGACUGCUCAUGACCCUAUGCAGAAGGAAAUGGCUAGAGAGAAGAAGGAAGAGAGGAAACACGAGGCGGAGUAUGAGAAGCAGGCCGCGAAAGAGCACAACGCCGCGCAGAAACAGACCACCGGAAUAGGCACCGGAACUCAUAGCUACACGACCACCAAUGUAACCGGCCAUCGCACAGGCACCGGCGGGAUUUAAACUUAGCGGACGUAAAGAUGUGUUCCUUGAUGGUUUUUUUUUUUAAUGGAACUAUGCUUUAUUUGCUUGUGAGUUGCUGUUUUCCGAGUGUUGUAUAGUUUGCUUAUGAUGUAAUAAGGCACUACUUGUCAUCAAUAAUACCUUUAAACCUUUUAAGGAUA